UUUUGUUUCAUGAACUUCGCGGCUUUUUCAGCUGGAAUAUUUCAUAGCGGCAGUUGGCUGCUCCACCGGGAGGGGGCGGUGACGUAACCGAACAAUUCAAACUGUUCAAGAAGAAGAAGAAGAAGCGGCGCCAUUUUUGCGCUGCGGUGAUUUAGCUGUGAACAUGUCCGGCAUGUCUUCGGUCCAGCAUCUCAGAGAGUUCAUCAGCGAGCGGCUGGCUGCCGCCGCGGAGGAAAUCUUCUCGGUCUUCCAGAGAACCGUCGCCCAGUACGAGGAGGAGCUGGACCGCCAGCGCAGGCUGCUGGACGGCGCCUGGAGACCGGACAGCGGCUUCCAGAGAGCAGACCCGCCGCUGCAGCCGUUUCCGUACAUGGACGAGCAGAACCUCCAGAUCCAGAACCGCAGCCCGGUCCUGGAGGAACCAGAACCUCUACAGGUCAAAGAGGAAGACGAGGAGCUGCGCAUCAGCCCGGAGGAAGAGCAGCCGGUUCUGAAGCAGGAGGCCGACACGCUCUCUGCGGCUUUGGCUUACGAAGGACCCGGAACCGAACCGGAACCGGGCCGGGACCGCUUUCCGCCAGCCGAGAGCCACGACCGGCCCAAACGCUUCGAACCGGCCGGGAAGCCGGAUCAGAACCACAGCAGGGCUGAGCGAUCCAGCUGGACUCAGAAGUGUGACGUUUGCGGCAAAGCGUUCAACAAAGCGUCGGAGCUGCGCGCGCAUUACCGCAUCCACACCGGGGAGAAACCGUUCUGCUGCCCCACCUGUCAGAAAGCCUUCACCUUCAAGUCCAACCUGCGGGUCCACCUGCGCACGCACACCAACGAGGCGCCGUUCUCCUGCCAGACCUGCGGCAAGCUCUUCAAGCACCGCAGCAGCCUGAUGGUGCACUGCCGCAGCCACACCGGGGAGAGACCGUACGCCUGUGCCGCCUGCGGGAAGCGAUUCACAGACAAGUCCUCGCUCAAGCAACACUCGGUCACACACACGGGCCACAGGAUGUACUCGUGUGCGCUGUGUGGGCGGGGCUUCAAUAGGAGCAGCUACCUGCUGCAGCACAUGAAGGUUCACACGCCAGAGAGUUUCUCAACAUGAGUUAGAGUCAGGAGGAACUCAAAACCGCUCCAGGAAUCGUGCUUACUCAGCAAACCUUCCCCAUCUCAUCUCAGUUUAAAUAUCUUCCUACAGGCUUAUUUUCCAAAAUGUUACAUUUAGCUGAUAAGUGUCUAAGUUCACCUUUUGUUCUCCCAGUGUUUUAUAAGCCUGGCGGGUUUCCAGGCUCAACUUGCCUAAUCAUCGUUUAUUUAUUCUAAAUAAGUUUUUAUACACCAGUAAGCUACGUUUAUAGCUGACGAAAUGAUGCGUCCCUCCACCUCUCUGUUGAGCUCAUGUUGUCAUUUCCAAAUCAUGACGUCUACUCAAGAUGCGCCUCAUCAUUUUUGUAACUUUUCACAAUUUUUACCGGCCCUAGCGCCUGUACUGCCAAGCUUAGCAUGUUUUCUGGGGGAAACUCGUCUCCUGUCUCUGUGAGAAUUUAUGAAGAACGAAUCAGAGAGACCGAAUUUUUGGUUUAAAUCAGUUUUUGGUUUCCUUCUCACUUACUUAGCCACUUAUUUUCAAAAAGGGGUUUUUAUUUCAGUCAUCCCUGUGAGUUGUAUGACAGAGUGUUUGGGUGAGGAUAUGAGAAUUUGUGUUUAACUACAAGAAUGUAGUUAUAAUGUCAGCAGAAUAAAGAAAAAUGUCUUAAAAUUA
Messenger RNA from Xiphophorus hellerii (green swordtail), 1753 nucleotides. Its product is annotated as zinc finger protein 45-like. Bases 164 to 1096 code for a protein of 310 amino acids. Gene Ontology annotation, cellular component: chromatin; PcG protein complex; transcription regulator complex. The transcript is spliced from 3 exons. Gene Ontology annotation, biological process: regulation of transcription by RNA polymerase II. Gene Ontology annotation, molecular function: RNA polymerase II cis-regulatory region sequence-specific DNA binding; DNA-binding transcription factor activity, RNA polymerase II-specific. The record is from RefSeq and is a predicted model, not a curated record. Lineage: Eukaryota; Metazoa; Chordata; Actinopteri; Cyprinodontiformes; Poeciliidae.